This is a messenger RNA of Chrysoperla carnea, 831 nucleotides long. RefSeq names its product muscle-specific protein 20-like. The record is from RefSeq and is a predicted model, not a curated record. Gene Ontology annotation, molecular function: protein binding. NCBI's taxonomy places the organism in Eukaryota, Metazoa, Arthropoda, Insecta, Neuroptera, Chrysopidae. The coding region runs from base 115 to 669 and encodes 184 amino acids. The transcript is spliced from 4 exons.
UAUAAUUAAAAACUAUCUCAGAAUACCUCGCUCAGUGUUUAAAAAAAUUUUAGUGAAAACAAAAGUUUCGAAGUGUUUUUUAAUUUUUAUUAUUUUGAAGUGAAAAAUUGAAAAAUGCCUGGUCCUGGUCGUCCACUUUGGCAGACUGCCGGUAAACGUGAUUUAGAGCAAGAAGCCGAAGCUCAACAUUGGAUUGAGAUUGUUACUGGAGAACGUUUUCCACCAGGUGUUCCAUAUGAAGAUGCUUUACGUGAUGGAAUUCUCUUAUGUAAAUUGAUGAAUAAAUUGAAACCUGGUAUCAUACAAAAGAUCAAUGUCUCUGGUGGGGAUUACAAAAUGAUGGAUAAUCUUAGUCAGUUUCAAAAAGCAUGCGUCAAAUAUGGCGUCCCUGAUGUUGAUUUAUUCCAAACAACCGAUUUAUGGGACAAGAAAAAUAUUUCUCUUGUAACAACAACAAUUUUUGCUAUUGGCAGAACUGCUUACAAACACCCAGAAUGGCGUGGACCAUAUUUAGGACCACGACCAUCUGAAGAAAAUCGUCGUGAAUGGACUGAAGAACAGUUACGUGCUGGCGAGGCUGUCAUCGGUCUACAAGCUGGUUCAAAUAAAGGUGCAACACAAGCUGGACAAAGUUUUGGUGCAACCCGAAAAAUUCUUUUAGGCAAAUAGAAAAAUUUGCAAUUUAAAUUAAUUAUUUAUUUAUUUAUGUGCUUACUGUUGUUAAAUUUUAUAGAGAAAAAUUGAGGCCAUUAAUUUAUAUUUGUAUUACUUACUCUAAAGAAAAAUUGUCAAAAAAAGUUCAGUUAAUCAAGGAAAAUUGGUGAAAAAAUG